Uranotaenia lowii is the source of this 7684-nucleotide messenger RNA. RefSeq names its product rapamycin-insensitive companion of mTOR (gene rictor). Gene Ontology annotation, molecular function: protein serine/threonine kinase activator activity. Lineage: Eukaryota; Metazoa; Arthropoda; Insecta; Diptera; Culicidae. Gene Ontology annotation, cellular component: TORC2 complex. The record is from RefSeq and is a predicted model, not a curated record. Gene Ontology annotation, biological process: positive regulation of phosphatidylinositol 3-kinase/protein kinase B signal transduction; TORC2 signaling. The coding region runs from base 564 to 6374 and encodes 1936 amino acids. The transcript has 9 exons.
UAAUCGAUCCCAUUUGGGCGGGGGCCUUCGGAAUCCACGAAACAGGUGGAGUGCCGUGAAGUGGGUGCACCGUGGCUCGGGAAAAUCGAUUUGCCAAAGAGCUCUGAAUUCGUGUGUCAGUGUUAUUAGGUCAUGCAUUUUUGCCAUCAAUGGAUGGUUUAUUUUUUCUUUUCCCUAAGACCGUUUUAGAAUGCUUGGAAAGCGGAGAGGUAGGGGAAGAAGAAUUUGGAAACCAGCUACCGGGGAGGCAUUUCGUCAUAUUACAUCCGUAAUGCGGAUGUUUUUUUGGAAAGUAUCUUCAAGGCAAAUUUUACGGUACCGCAAAUGUUGCGUGAACUUCCGGAUAGGAUGUUUUUCUAAAAAUAAUUUUGCUUAUGUCCUCUACAAUUAAUUUACUAAACAUUCAAAAACUCAAUUUUACGUUAAUCAUAAGAAACAAACAUCGGCUGAUUUACAUUUUCGGAACGCGUUAACCUGCUAUAGCUAAUCGGUACAAACAUUUGGUCUGUUAAAAUGAAGCGUAGAAGCAAAUGUAAACAAAACUAUUCGACAAAUUUCAGGCAAUGAUUUGGAGUAGCCAUCGUCCACCACCGGAGGACUGCUACCGGUUGGAUCCCAACAAAUCUAUCCGGGAGAAUGCCCAGGAAAUCUACACGGUCCUAAGCCAAAAGGCGACAAACGAAAACAAGCGCCUCAGUCUGUUGAACGGGCUGGUCAAGCUGAUCGAACGAUGGAAGAAGGAAAACGCGCUCGGUAGCUGUUCGCUACUAGUUGGAAGUCCGCAGCGAAAGUUAAUCCAACAACGGGACUGUUCCCUGCGUUUCUCCGUGGAAGAGUGGGUGUAUUGUAUAAGCGCCUGUCUAGUGCAUCAGUUCACACAGAUUCGGGCCGGUGCUUUGAGAGCCAUCCGGCAUUUGCUCAUGUCUCCGGGAGAUGUGAGAGCACUGAACGAGCUACAGGUGGGCCAUCUUAUCAGUCGAAGUUUGGAUGUUCUCUUGAAGAACGAGGAAGAACGUGUUCAGGCGUUGAAACUUAUCAGAAAGCAGUUGGUGAUUGCUCCCGAACUUGUCUGUCCUGCUGUUGUCAGAUGCUUAGUAUCCCUGGGGGAAAGUGGAGCUGAAGAUCGGACCGUCCGGGCUGAUCGUGAGGAUCGUAUGUUGAGAGCUUGCUUGGCUACUCUUUGCGAGUUUGGAGUUUUGAACCCAAAGCUGCUGAUUGUGUGCGGCGGAGUCAGCGUCAUCACUAGAAAUGUAUUAGAAUGUCAUAGUCCUCGAAUUGCAGAAAGUUUGUGCGGUGUACUGUUGCACAUAUUGGAGUGGCCGAAAACUCGUCAAAUAGCUGGUGUACGGUUAGACUGCCUAGGUGCUCCUUACUGUGAUUUUACUUACAGACUUGGAAUAAUGGACAAAAACAAAGAUGCUCGUGAUCUUCGGUUUACUUGUAGUCGAUUGGCAUUGUUAGCCGUACUUCGCAGCUGGACUGGUACGAUUGAGUUCUGUAACCCGUCGAAGCCCUCUGGCCUGAAAGCUAUUAUCGAUAUUUUAUAUUUGAAUCAGCUGGAAAUCCGCAAAGCGGUGUUAGAUUUACUAUACGAAUUGCUUGGCUUGCCACAGCCCGUCUGGACUGACGAGUAUUCGGUAGCACUUUCGGUUGUAGAUCCAGCAGAAUACCAGGACUCGUGGCGUCUCAGUGAAGGCUUCGUUGCAGCCGAAGGAAUUGCAGUACUACCCUCGCUAGCUAGUCGUGUGCCAAAUAUUUCAGACAUACACCUCGCGUUACUUUUGUAUUGUUUUAUUGAAAACGGACUGCUUAAUGCAUUGGUCGAAGUAAUUAUAUCUAGUGAUACCUUUAUCUCGGUACGGGCAACGAUUUUGCUUGGUAAGAUACUUCAUCAGAUGCACUUGCUGCUUCCGGCGGAAAUUUGCAAUGCGACACCAUCGGCAACGCUACCUACCCUAAUCGCCAAAGCAACCGAAGGAAACCAUCAGGCAAAAGCAGCCAUUGCCGCCCUCCAACAGUUUCACCAAAUGCUCCAGAACCGGCCGGCCUCCUGCUCGCUUUAUCUGGACAGUAUUAUACAACGCGGAGAGCUCAUAAAUACUCGCAUGUUCAAACGAGAACUUUUUUCACAAGAAGCAGUUCCACUGCCGGCAACCAAAUACGGAACUUUGGAUAGUGUUGGAGGGCUUAGCGCCAAGCGAACCAGACAUGAUUCGGUUGGCUCGACCGGAAGCUCCAGUGGUGGAGGUGGUGUAAGCGGACGGUUGAGUUACCUUUUUACCGGAAGUCUUCCAAAUGGCACUUCAUUUGACGAUAGUAUUUUAAGCAGUUCUUCCAAAUCUGGCGGAAGUAAGCAAUCUAGGCUGAAUCGUGCUCGCUUUCUAAAUUUUUUCGACAAUCUCAAGGAGAACGAGCGUUUGAUAAAGGAUUCAAACGUACUCGCCAAUAAAGAUGCCAGCAUGUGGGACUGGGAUAUCGUGAUCACAAUUUUCCGUUCAAAUAGCCUCGCCAACAAAUUGGAUGAUCAGAAUACGCGAUUUGUGAAACGACUCAUUGAUUACUUCAAACCAAGCAAUAACCGUUUUUCACAUCAAGAUUUAACAGGCAACAAUCGUCAGCUUCCUCCUUACGUAACCGCUGGCUUGGAACUGCUGGAUUGGAUGCAGCAAUGCCAAGAGUUGGAAUACAUUCGGAUUCUCACCGACUUGUUCACCGAUAUCAGCCAUCAGCUGAUGGCUAUCCAUGCAAAAAAGUCUGCACACGAAUGUUUGUUCAGUCCGCAGCACAUGACUAGCACGAUGUGUCAGCAAUACUUCUUGUUCAUUGGCCGGAUGUGUCGAACGGAAAAGGGCAUGAGCGUGCUAACCAAUACGGAUGUUUUCAAAGAAUUGACAACUAUUGUAACGAAAACCAACCACAUCUGUUAUGUUAAGCUGAUUGUAUCCGGCUUGGAUUACACCUUGGGCGGUCAACCACGUACGAUUCUGAAGCGUGCUCUACUCAAACAUCCCUCCGCUAAAGCUCGUCUGUAUGCUACGCAGUUUCUGAGGGUUUUGCUCCGAGCUCGGAUACCAAAUUUUGAAGUUUGGGGCAUACCUUUGCUGCUUGAUUUGGUUGAUGAGAAUCAGGCGCGAUGUGUUCAGUUGGCUGCAUUGGAAAUUCUAGAAGAGGCGUGCUACGAACGAGUCUACCUAGAAGAGUUGGUAAACGUUUGGCCCAAUUUGGCUCGUGUUGGUGAUUACGGAAAACUAGUUAUGAUGAAGUUCUACUCGAUACCUCGUGGCUUGAAUCAUCCGAAGGCCAAGAUUCGCGAAGAAAUUGAUUUGUGGGUUGAUAGCUACAAUCAUAGAUAUGUGCUCAUGAUUGAAGCGGAUAUCCACGCUCACUUAACUCAGCAUACUAAAACCGAAGAUGGAACGUAUAGUCGACGUGCUUGUGCUCAACAAACAGGCAUACCUACACCAAAUAUGCUUCCCCAUCUUUACGGCCAGUUGGUACAAACCCAACAAGGUAUGUCCAACAUACAAACUCAUGGAGGCAUUAAGGAGCUGAUUGAAGUGAUUCUGCGGAGCAAAAUGGAUGACGAACAUGAUGUGCUCAACCUCAAAGCUGCACUUUGGGCUUUAGGCCAUUUUAGUACCAGCAAAGACGGGGCAUUUUAUCUAAGUCAAUCGCCUGCAAGAGUGUACGAGAAAUUAGUGGAAUUGGCCAAAUUUGCAGAAGUCUAUUCGGUGCGGUCAACCGCAUUGAAUUGCCUGUGUCUUGUAGCAACCACCAGCUUCGGAGCGGACAUUCUUCAAAAGUACAAUUGGAUAGCGGUACGGCACGACAGAAACACCCUGUGGCCCGUUUAUGAGCCUGAGAUGUGGCUUCCAAAGCCCUUCAAUACCCCAAGUCGGCAUAAUUACGAUUUUGCUCCGUAUAAUUAUACCUCUCUCGCGGCCGAUAAUUCCUGCUUACUGGAAUCCGGUGGCCUCGGAGAUGAUCAGCAGCUGCUACUUUCCCGGCUUGAAAGUACAUCCGUUGGAGAGGACCAAAGUGAUUGUGCCAACGGUUCCAAUAAAGCAUCACGUUCUAGGACGUUGCCAGAAAGCGUUUUGGCAGCUAGCAGGGCUCCGGGAGGUUUUCAUAAACACAAAAGAUCCCUCUCCGAAUCGAAAACGGCUGAUGGGAUAAGUUCUUUGGUGCACUCCUCUUCAAACACAGGCAAUUGUAACCAGCCAAAUCCAGCAUCAUCCAGUGCCUACCAGAGUACUUCAAGAACACGUUACAAUUCCGGAACGGAUUCAAAUACUUCCGGAGUCAGCAGCUACGAAUCGAUUUUCGGCAGCCGCUUCCAUGCGGACUUUAUGCCACAAAAUCAGCUCUCGCCGAUUCCUAGCAGUUCUAAUUUGAUAGAUCUGAAAAAGAGUUCAACCGCAAACGAGGAACGCCAUCGUAGGAUGUCGCUGACGGGCUUACCGUUGAAGGAAACCAACGUCAUGUCAGUGCAGGAUGCCUACGGCUACCAAACGAUGCGAAUACUUCGCCGACGCUGUCGACCGAUGCUAUCGGAAUCGGCGGCCGAAGAGUUGGCUGAAAUUAUAGAUGAUGCAAUGUCAAGCGUAAAAUCGUAUUCCUCAACAUCGACCAUUUCCUUCCAGUUUCGGCUGCGUACGUCUAAGUCGGAACAACAACGUAAACUAAAAGUGCGGAGCUUGGAUCGUACCAGCAGCUUCAACGCCGUUAUGGGGUAUGAUGAUUUUCGACAAAGUCUGCGAAUAAAGCAUCGGAAAGCUGAAGCUGAAGCUGAUUUCAGGGGGCCAUGUUAUGCAGGAAUCUGUCUGCCGCGCAAUAUACUGGACUUGUUUCCCAGGGAGGAAUCCAGUGGAACGUAUGUGUCCAACUUUACCAUCAAUGAACUGGAAGCUAGCAGUGACGAAGGGUUGAAAGGGGUAAUUCCUAUUGUAGACCGAGAAUCGGCCGAUUCAAUCAAACUGCUACGAUUCAACUCCUUAGACGGUAACAACCAUAGUCAUGCCAGAGAGGAAUGUCUCCAAUGCUGUCGGCAGCGUAGGAAUAAAUCCACAUUUUCUUCCGGAGGCAAUAGUAGCGGAACCAGUCGUAGCGAUUGUUUCAAUUCAUCGGAAAGUUCUUUCAGUAGUGACGAAAACGAUCGGAUCAAAAGUAGUAUCUUGAGGCACGUGCAACGGAUGGCUAAUCCGGUGUGGUGCAAACAAAGCCGAACGCAGUUGUUGGACCUGAAACAGAAACAUGCGAGUGCCUUUCAAGAUAUCUGUCUUUACUCAGACGUUUGUCAGCAGCUUGGCCGGAAUACCUAUCGGUUAGGAUCCCGAAGAUUUCUGCAGGAACUGUUUCUUGAUUUAGAUUUUGAAAGUUUUUAUCAAGAACCAUCGGAAAUAUCAAACUCUAAAAGUGCACAAUUUUUCGAAUCGCCCAGUAGGUACGGAUUGGCAAAAGUUGAAGUUGAAGGCGAUAAGGUAACAACAGUGAACUCAACAAAAAUAUCGACCAAAAAGAAAUCUCUAGGUGAAAGCAAUAGUGACCGGGGGAAGCCAAAAACUGUUAAAGAAAAUAAAAAGCAAUCUAGUUCAGUUGAUGAGAACCGCAAUAAUCGGACGCCUUUAUCCAGUGGGAAUAAUGCAAAUAAUAACGUUGUUAGUGGUGAUAGUAAUAGUAAUAUCGGUCUAGCGGUCAGCUCCUUGAAGAGUUCAUCGACUCUUGACUACAAUCCUGUGAUCAGCAGCAGUGCUGUGCUGGGUGCAAAGCAGCAUCAAAUACGAUCGCCCCCGUUGGCCAGUUUGUAUGAAACGAGUGUCGAGAACAUUGCCGAGAUGAGUUCCACCCCAAAGAAUCGGAGCCCUCAGAUAACCAGUCUGCGAGUGCAGACAACCUUGGGACAGAUGGACAAGCAAGAGAAAAUACUUAAUCGUCAUUCGACUGGGACCGACGUGCCGGACGGUGUUUCCUCCACAAUUCGCGCCCGUGAUCCCAACGAUGACGAUGAUCCAUCUUCAGUAUCAUCCGCUUCGGGAACGACCAGCUCGACAACAACCGCGCAAAAUCAAAACACCAAAUAUAAAGCACGACCUCGUUUCAACACUCUGGAGUUGGACCUCAGUUGUACCAAAAAUAAGUUUCCCAUUCGUCGGAAAGGCGGCGAUUCACCCGUCACUCCGACUACGACACCAACCGGAGGAGUGAUUACCACAUUUGGAGUUACCAUUUUCGCCGCGGUAUCUUCGACCAGUAGCAGCGCGGUAACGAGCCCAACAAGUCCCGACAAACCGCUAUUCUGUGAGCAGCGUUUGCAGCAGUUGGAAAUUCAACUGAAGGGUUCCAAAUCAGAAGCAGCUCUUAUGACCAAAAAGUGAUUCAUUUGUAUAUUUGUGUUCCUGAGUGUGUCUGCGAAAAUGGGUAGAUAUUUAGGGUAUUAUUUAUGAUUACUGGCUGAUUUUGUGGCAGAAUUAUGAAUGAUUGUAAUUUUCUUUUUUUAUGACAAUCAUCUAUUGUUUUAUACCUUUUCGACUUUUGUCGGACUUAUCACGUUUAUUUAUAAAUCAUAUUUAUUGUCUUCUCAAACAUACAGUCUUGGAAAUAUUGCUUGAAAGUUCAGUACCGUUUUAUUGCGCAAAGUAUCGAAAUCUAAGUACAGUUCCUCUAAUUAAACCACCACAAUAAAUUUUAAAUCUUAAUUUUAUCUUUUACUCAUCUUAACUUUAACAAAAACUCGAGUUAAAAAAGGUACGCAAUGGCCGAAGAAAAAAAGGAAUAAACUGUAUUUUGUAAUCGAAUUCGAUAAAUUCAAACCGGAAAUGCGCAAAGCAACUGAAAUUAGAAGUUCGAAUGGGUUUGUAAGAUUCUUAAAAGAAAAAAAAACUUUUCGAUAAAUUCGUUAAUAGUGAAAACAAAAUGAUGAUAGCAUGUUCAUGGCAUGAAAACUAAAUUCUUGUCAAUCUUAGACCGUUAUCUGUGAGAUUUUCACUCGGGUAAAUACGUUGAUUGUAUCUUGAAUGAGGCUGUCCCAAACCAAAAUUUGAGAGGCCCUCAAAUCAAUUUGCUUUCACCGGAUUAUCCUUUGCUCUUGGACGUCUCAAGUUCCUAUCAUUGUUUUCAAUUUUGUGAAACUUAUUCAUCAGAAAUAUACAUCUUUCAAGAUAGAAGGUAUAAAUGAGAAACAAGAUUUUUUCUGUGCGUGAAAAAUGUGUGUGGUUGUUAUAUAACUUUCUGUAGUCGGUUUCUGUAAAUAAAACGGUUAGAUAUGUUAAGGUGUAGAUAUCGUCUAAAGAAUUUGAAAAGUUUAAACUACCUAUACUUAGCUAUUUGUUUGAAUGAAUAGGAUUACGCAAUACUUAGCUAUAGAAUUAUAUCGCAGCGAGAGUCUACUACCUUGUAUUACAAUCGGAGCCAAUCCGAGAGUGAGAACUGAAUGAUAAUCACACAUUGUAAUCGAUGUUGUGCUGUUCGGUGGUUACAGUAAUCUUCCUGUUUUUCUGUUUCAUGCAAAAGUUCUGCUCAGCCCGUUUUUAAUUUCAAUGAAUCAACUUACAAAUUAGAAAUGGUAUCUUUAGCUUGUUUGUAAAUUGUAUUAUAACGAAUUUAUUUUUCAAGGUGGAAUACCGAAUCCAAAAAUACAUAGAACAACAUUUAGAUAUCAAUUUGCAUUGAAAAAUAAAGAGCUAAU